AUGAAAGACAAGGAAAACUGGGUGAACAUGUAUGUUUACAAACAUGCCCAUUUUGGCAAUUGCACGUCGGACCGUGCAGAAAGUGCCCAUGCUUCUCUCAAGCAUUCUCUUGGUACUUCUUUGGGUAAACUGAAGACAGUUACCCUUAAAGUUGCAGAUUGCAAGCAUCAGCUAAUGGUAGAAAGCCUUGGAGAAGGAACAAAAAUUGUGUUCGAUAAAGUCAAUGCCGCCAGACUAAAUGACAUCUGUCUUAAAGUCUGUAGAUUUGCAAUGGAUCAAAUCAAAUUAGAAUUAUCCAAAUCCAUUAUACCCAAAAAACUAGCCAAAGAGUAUAAAUGCCUCAUACAAUACAACUACCUGCUUCCUUGUUACCACACACUUGCCAAAUUCGAUACCAUCCCAAUCUCCUGCAUCUCAAGAUGCUGGAGAAAAAACUAUCUAGAAGGAGAAAUACCCCCAAACAUCAACAAUAUCAAACCAAUAACCCCAAAAUUCAACUAUGCUCUUGAGCUUAUUUGUGAACAUUUCGCCAAUGCUCAGACUAAAGAGCAAAAAGCCAUAAAAAAUAUUAUCAAUCUUGGGUCACCAUGCGAUCCCACAUUACUAACAAAUCUCACAAUUGCACCAAAACAUAUAUCAACAAUCUUUUCUCCUGAAGCAGACGGAAAUUGUGGAUACAGGGCAAUAGCAAUGGAAGUGUACCAGGACCAGGAGGAGUGGUCAAAAGUAAAAGACAAAAUGCUAGAAACAUUUUUAAAGCACCAAAACAACUACUACCACGGAAGAAUGGAGCAUGGCAAUAUGCCUGCAUCCAAUAACCCACUAAUUCGCAGUCUCCAAGACAAGCGCUCACCUCUCCCCCAGCAACAUUGGUUCAGUACAAUCGACCAUUCUCAACUUGUAGCCAAUAUAUUUAGCAGAGCAGUGGCUGUAUAUUGGAAUACUCCAAUUGAAACAGGCGACUGUCUUUUUGUUCCAUUUGCUACCUUGUCAGAAAAAGUGGAACCAAUAAUUAUUAUCUUAGAUAUAAAUCACUUUCUUUUUGCCAAGCGCAAAAACACUUGA
Messenger RNA from Phycomyces blakesleeanus NRRL 1555(-), 1065 nucleotides. RefSeq lists its product as hypothetical. The record is from RefSeq and is a predicted model, not a curated record. NCBI's taxonomy places the organism in Eukaryota, Fungi, Mucoromycota, Mucoromycetes, Mucorales, Phycomycetaceae. The transcript has 4 exons. Bases 1 to 1065 code for a protein of 354 amino acids.